Messenger RNA from Dentiscutata erythropus, 129 nucleotides. The record is from the annotation of a GenBank genome assembly. Lineage: Eukaryota; Fungi; Glomeromycota; Glomeromycetes; Diversisporales; Gigasporaceae.
AGGAAUGCUUUUAAUGAUAACAACGUCCAUCCAGAAGAAGAACGCGUGGAAAAUGAAAUGGAAAAUGAAAUGGAACCGAAUGGUGACCCCCUCAGAAAUGUUAAUCUUCCAUGGAAUAAAGAUCCUUUA